Messenger RNA from Corticium candelabrum, 1339 nucleotides. Its product is annotated as deoxyribonuclease-1-like. Gene Ontology annotation, biological process: DNA catabolic process. Bases 50 to 1339 code for a protein of 429 amino acids. The transcript is spliced from 9 exons. Gene Ontology annotation, cellular component: nucleus. The record is from RefSeq and is a predicted model, not a curated record. NCBI's taxonomy places the organism in Eukaryota, Metazoa, Porifera, Homoscleromorpha, Homosclerophorida, Plakinidae. Gene Ontology annotation, molecular function: deoxyribonuclease I activity; DNA binding.
UUGCGCGGCCUCGCAUAGUUGAAACGGCCGUGAGCGGAAGAACGUCGUAAUGGCGCAACGACGAGGCUGGGAAGAGAUACGAGUCGCUGCCUUCAACAUUCAAGUGUUCGGUCGUACAAAGAUGAGAUCAAAGAAGAUAUCUCAAGUCCUGGUUCAAAUCCUUUCAAGGUAUGACAUCGUUCUGAUUCAAGAAGUUCGUGACCGUUCUGGCAAGGCCAUAAAGGAGCUACUGAAGCUCGUCAACACUCAUGCAACCGAUGGAGCAUACAAGUUGAAUAUCAGCAAACGUCUCGGUCGAACCGUUAGCAAGGAACAAUAUGCCUUCCUUUACAAGGAAGAUAGUAUUGAAGUGGUGGAUGUGUUCCAGUUUGAUGACACUGAUAUUGGAGAUGUCUUUCAAAGAGAUCCGUUUUCUGUCAAGUUCAGACUCAAGAAUUCGAAGUCGGGUCUCGCCGAAUUUGCUAUCGUCGCCAUUCACACCGACCCCGACGAAGCAAAGAGGGAGAUAUGUAACCUCACCAAGGUGCACGAGGCUGUCAGCAAGAAAUGGGAUCUCAAGGACGUGGCCAUUAUGGGCGAUUUCAAUGCCGACCUCAACUACGUCAAAGGCCAAGACUUUGUAGACAUUGAUCUGUUUACUGAUACCAAAUUCCAUUGGCUCAUUGGCAACGAAGAAGACACGACGGUGACAGCCACACAUGCCGCAUACGAUCGGAUUGUUGUGACGGGAGAGAAACUGCUGGCGGCCAUAAAGCAGGAUUCGGUCGGACCGUUUCACUUUGACGAAGAAUACGGACUCUCGGAGGAAGAAGCAUGUAAAAUCAGCGAUCACUAUCCCAUCGAGAUGACCCUUCAAAUAUCUGAAAGAAUUGAACUGCCGCAGUUGCAUGGUCAGCUAGUAAAGACAUCAGAACCGUCACAAUCCAACAAAGUCUGGAUGAUCAACGAAUUCGGGCAUAAAGUUGGCGUACCGGACGGCAUUCUAAAGUCUGUGUUUAACGUGUGCGAUGACGACAUCAAGACUCUCCCUUCCCAUCUUUGUGAGAUCAGAGAAGACGACUGCCUGAGCAACAAUGCGAUCAUAGCAAAAGCCGACGACACAGAAACCUUCCUCAUUUCUAAUGGAAUCAAGCGAGUAAUCGCUGAUAACAAGACCGUCGAUCGCUUUCACUUCAAUCUUGAUGCUGCUGUUGUGUUGCCACUUAUAGCCAUCAGCAGUAUUCCAUCUGGAAAACCGAUACAGUACCCGGAUCAGGCUCUACGACGUUUUAGAAAGCGAGGCAAGUCGAAAGGGCAUGAAGAGGAGAGAACGUCGAAAGCCAAGAGUGCAAAAACCUAA